Anastrepha ludens (Mexican fruit fly) is the source of this 4506-nucleotide messenger RNA. RefSeq names its product neprilysin-4 (gene Nep4). Gene Ontology annotation, cellular component: plasma membrane. Bases 370 to 3579 code for a protein of 1069 amino acids. The record is from RefSeq and is a predicted model, not a curated record. Gene Ontology annotation, molecular function: metalloendopeptidase activity. The transcript is spliced from 2 exons. Gene Ontology annotation, biological process: protein processing. NCBI's taxonomy places the organism in Eukaryota, Metazoa, Arthropoda, Insecta, Diptera, Tephritidae.
CGCGCGACAGAUUCAGCCAUCCAAACGGUGAAGACGCUGCUUUCAAACAAUCAAUCGCACAAAUGGCAAUAAUAAAAUUUUUAGAGUAAUUCUGGAACGCGAAUCGCCCGACUUAUUCAUGCAACAGCGCCAGUUAUUCGUGAUCUGAAUUGAGUUAAUUUGUUUUUGCAUAAAUAUGUACAUAUGUACUUUACUAAAGAUUUUAAUAGUCGCAGUCAAUUUAUCCACAUUGUGAAUAUACGUACCCAUGCAUAGGCAUAUCGAUAAUUGUUUAAAGUAUAAAUAUUAAUUGUUUAAAAUAUUAAUACUUACAUCUUUUGCUUUACUGUUAAAACACUUUUUACCAACUCUCUCAUAUGACUGGCGGAAAUGAGUAAAAAUUCGCAUUUAGAUUCGAUGAAAAUUCUGUCAGUGAAGCCAUAUCCUCUACCACAAGUACAUAACACCAACAGGCAGGAUACGUCUGUGUGCCCGAGUCCUAAACGCAGUAUGCGCCUCGGCAUUAACGCACGCACUGGCCGCCUGCAAUGGUGUCCUGGUGUAACAUGUUGCAAACUUUUAAUUAUCCUUCCAGUGGUUUUGCUGCCAAUAACACUUGCACUCAUCCUGCUUAUGCGCAUGGACAAUAUGCUGACAGCACUGCAGUUGCAACAAGAACAACAAUUGAUACACCAGCAGCGUUAUUCGCCAUAUCUUAAUGAUUAUAGUUUUAAUUUGUUACCUAGUAGAAGCGAUAUGAUCGAAGAUAUUGUUAACGAACAGUUCAUACUACCAGUUGAUACUUAUAAAAAGGAACAGAGUGAACAGGAGCGUUUAAAACGCUGCAUAUCUUUUAAGUUUGGUCUCAGCGAGACAACGGAAGUGGAAGACCGCGAUAUUAUGAAAGACGCAAGGACAUCUUUUCUACCACAAGAUACCACCGCAAUACCCCGCGAAUGCCUGAAUAAACUUAGCUCCAUCAAAGUUGAUGCAAAUUUUGUAAAUGAUAUUAUUGACCAGAUGCUACGUCGGCGUUCACGUCGCACCUCCGGUGAUAAAAUUGUAGACGUGAAAUUUGGACCUAACUCAGAUGAAAGAACUACACGCAAUGAGAAUUUAGAUUCGGAUAAUGAAGAAUCUGCUAAUGCGCAGAAUCCACUUAAUGCCGAGGACUCCCGACUUUUUGACUCCACUUCUGCAUUGCAGACAUUUUGGAAAGAGGAGGGUACUAAAGAGAGUAUACGUGAAACUCAGGCAAAGACAAUGCGGAAGUACAUGGAUACCACCGUUAAUCCUUGUACGGAUUUUUAUAGAUAUGCUUGCGGCAAUUGGGAGCGUUUGCAUCCCAUUCCGAAAGAUAAGGCUGGCUUCGACACAUUUGAAAUGUUGCGUGAAAAUCUAGAUGUUGUAUUAAGGGAGCUAUUAGAGUCAAAACGAACCGCGAAAUUGCCGGAGCCUCACAAAAAAGUGGUAGAUAUUCAACACAAUAAUUACGAGCAUGACAUUGAAACACAUGCUGAUAUAAUUAAAUCCGGCCCAUCAGUACCCGGUGCAGUGGCUGUGGUUAAUGAGAAAUUGGAUGUGUCCAAAUCUUCAGAUCAAGGCCAACUAAACGAGAAAGCUAUACGUCUUCGGCGACAUAUAGUAGAACACAGGGAAGCCCUGGGCUUAGUGCUACGUCGUUACAAACGUCAACAGGCCGCAACAAAUAAAAGAAAGCGUUUGAUUACACUUUUCAGGUUGGGUAACCUUUCGUCCGAGGAUAACAGGAGCACCACAUACGUGGACACUGACGAUGCACAACUAAAAGCAAAAUAUCUCUAUCAAUCGUGCAUAAAUGCUAAUAUUCUUCAAAAGCGUGGCAUUAGACCACUUCUAAAAUUAAUAGAAAGUCUCGGCAGCUGGCCCGUACUAAAUCCAAAUUGGAACUCAGAAGGUUUCGAUUGGCUCAAUUUAACCGCCCAGCUGCGACGCUACAACAAUGAUAUUCUGAUUGUUGAGUGGGUAGGCCCAGAUAUUAAGAACUCCGACGAGAAUAUCAUUCAGUUCGAUCAGACCAGCCUUGGAUUACCCACACGUGAAUAUUUCUUACAAGACGUUAACUCGCGCUACUUGACGGCUUAUCAGUUGUUCAUGUCUGAAAUAAUGCAAAAGUUGGGUGCGCCGCGUGAUCGUGCCAUUAAAACAGCUGCAGAAGUGGUGGAAUUCGAAACACAGCUAGCCUCAAUAACAGCACCCGCAGAGCAGCGCCUAAAUGUAACCAAGCUGUAUAACCGUAUGACUCUCAAUCAACUCCGUCAGGCGGUACCGGAAAUAAAUUGGCUACGCUACCUUAGCAUUCUGCAGGAUCGCAAUGUCAGGGACUCUGAAGAGGUGGUCAUUUAUGCACUAGAUUAUAUGAACGAUCUCGUUCGAUUACUGCGAGCAACCGACCCUGCAACUGUGUCUAAUUAUUUACUAUGGCGUUUCGUGCGCCAUCGCAUCAACAAUGUCGAUGAUCGUUUCGAGGAUACCAAACAAAAUUUUUAUCAUUCUCUAUUUGGACGCGAAGAAAGCCCUCUACGUUGGAAAGUCUGUAUUGCGCAGGUAAAUAGCAAUAUGGGCAUGGCCUUGGGUUCUAUGUUUGUGCAUAAAUAUUUUGAUGAAAAUAGCAAACGCGAUACCCUCAAAAUGACGCACGAGCUGCAACAAGCUUUCCGUGAAAUAUUAAAAAACACAGACUGGCUGGAUUUAAGCACCAAGCACUUAGCGGAACUCAAGGUAAACGCAAUGUCCCUGAAAAUUGGUUACCCAGAUUUCAUAUUAAACUCAAGUCAGCUGAACGAAAAAUAUGCAGGUAUACGCAUUCACCCGGACAAAUACUUUGAAAACACUCUACAUGUACUUCUUCACACGGCGAAAACAGAACAAGUCAAGCUACAAGAAUCUGUCAAUAAGACAGCUUGGCAGACAGCGCCUGCAAUUGUAAAUGCAUACUAUAGUCGCAACAAGAACCAAAUCAUGUUUCCAGCCGGUAUACUCCAACCACCCUUCUAUCAUCGCCAUUUCCCACGUUCGUUAAAUUUUGGCGGAAUCGGCGUUGUUAUUGGGCAUGAACUUACUCAUGGUUUCGACGAUAAAGGUCGACUGUUCGAUCGCAAUGGCAGCAUACACAAGUGGUGGACAGACACAUCAAUCAAGGGAUUCGAUGAACGAGCGCGUUGCAUAAUUGCCCAGUACAGCAACUAUACGGUUGGAGAGGUCGGCAUAUCCCUUAACGGCGAGAGCACACAAGGCGAAAACAUCGCCGACAAUGGCGGCUUACGCCAAGCCUUCCACGCCUAUAAAGCCUGGUUGAGAAAUAAUCCGCAGGCCGUUGUUGAUGAGCGUCUUCCAGGGAUCGAUAUGACAGGAGAACAACUUUUCUUCCUCAAUUUCGGACAAGUGUGGUGCGGUGCUAUGCGACCAGAGGCGGUUCGCAACAAACUAAACACAGCGAUACAUAGCCCGGGACGAUUCCGCGUUAUUGGAACUCUUUCGAACUCAAGGGAUUUUGCUAGGGAAUUCAAAUGUCCCGAAGGUUCGCCCAUGAACCCAGUUCACAAAUGUAGCGUUUGGUAGCCAUAAAGGCUAAGAGAAGCCUGAAAGAACUCAAACUUUUAGUGUAAAUAAGAAAUUCGUCAAAGAAAAUAUAAGUGUGUUAAAAAAUUGAAUAUAGGGAAUCGAUUGGAAAAUGUCACAGAACUUACAACGUAUCUGCAACAGUAUACAAGCCUACAAGUGUGGGUUUUCCGCCUACUUUUAACCUCGCUAGAAUGCCCAGUAUUAUAUGACUAUGAACUGAACAGCUAUGGUGUCAAAAGUUAUAAUUUAUAUAAUAUAUGCAUAUCUUUCCAGUUGUUUUAUACGAAUUAAAUAGUGCACUAUUGCGAUAGUUAUACUCGUACAUACCGCUAGAACUAAUGUAUUCUAAUCAAUGCAUCAACCGACACAUAGUUAUUAUAUAUUUAUAUGUUAAUAUAUUUUGUGAUAAACUUAGUAUAAAAACCUUUUAGUAAAAUAAAGAUUUAAACGUCAUAUUGUUUGUUCAUAUCCCUCGCCUAAUAGGUGACACUGACUGAGGCCCUACGUGCACAAAAAAAGUUUUGUUUUAGAAAUUGCCUUACAAAAAGGUUUCAGCUUCAGGGUAUACACUAAACUUUUGUUUUUGUAGACUACUGUAUAUUGAUGCUAUAAGUGUAAGUAGAAAAAAAUGUCUUUAGGAGAAAUCACAAUUUGAUUCUUAAUUGAUUGUGCAAUUAUUUCUAAUUGAUGUUUUGAAAUUUCUUACCCGAUUUCUUUUCUAGAAACUGCACCAUCUGAUCUUCAUAGAUUCAUUGAUAGAUUUUCUUGAAAUGAUAAAAGGAUUAUUAAAACGCCUACGUAGGUAAUUAAAGUGCGACGAAAGUUUACGAUGAGAAUGACUACUCGUAUCAUACGCAUGUGUAACAAAUUUGUUUGUAAUGUAAAUUUUGCAGGUGGCACAAUUAAAUUCGUCAUAUUUGAAAA